Cylindrotheca closterium is the source of this 384-nucleotide messenger RNA. NCBI's taxonomy places the organism in Eukaryota, Bacillariophyta, Bacillariophyceae, Bacillariales, Bacillariaceae. The record is from the annotation of a GenBank genome assembly.
AUGAAAGUAGCAUCCCAACCAAAAUCGCUCCGCCUUCGUAUGACGCGAUUCUUCAACAAAGGGAAGAAGCACGUUUAUGGCUUUCCAAUCAAGGACGAUUGUACUUUGGAUACGCUCAAUCUUUCUGGACGAAGCCAUGACUCCAUCAAGAGUAUUCAAAGCCAAAGCGAAACGAGAUCGGACAGCCUGACUGCAGCUCGUAUGAGCGCCUUGAAGCAACUUCAGCAAAUUGAGGGAAACAGCCAUCCUGAUGUUUUGUUUGCCAUGAAGUACCUGGCUCGAGCUCAUCGUCGAAAUGGGGAUGUUGUUGUUUCAGAACAAAUGGAGGAGAUUAUCCACAGUCAGCAUAUCAUCCAAAGCCAGAGAAGCUUGGUAUCGCUUUGA